Aureobasidium melanogenum CBS 110374 is the source of this 981-nucleotide messenger RNA. RefSeq lists its product as uncharacterized. The record is from RefSeq and is a predicted model, not a curated record. The coding region runs from base 1 to 981 and encodes 326 amino acids. NCBI's taxonomy places the organism in Eukaryota, Fungi, Ascomycota, Dothideomycetes, Dothideales, Saccotheciaceae. The transcript is spliced from 3 exons.
AUGGAGAAGUACAGUGCCUUCCGUGAUCGAGGCUCGGGCAUCGCGCCCUUCUUUCCAAUUCCCACUCAACCUGCAGGAUAUGCGCUCCCAUUUCACGCCUUCCUCUUUGUCUUGCGCGUCUUCUUCUUGGUCCCCAUCACCAUUGCGUACUUCUUGCUUCUCUCAUGGCUUCCCAUUGGUUCCCUUGGCAAGAAGGCGGUACUUUGGUGUAUGCUGGGUGUUCCUGGUAUCUGGUGGAUAGAUCUCGGUGUUGAUGGCGUGAAGAAGGGUUCUCUUGGCCAAAACCAGCAGAAGCUUCCUCAGCCCGGCUCUGUCAUUGCUUCGUCUUACACGUCUCCCAUUGAUGCUCUCUAUCUGGCUGCCAUCUUCGAUCCUGUUUUUACUCGCUCUUUUCCUGGGGAGCGCAAGGUUCAGCGCAUCACUCUUUUCCAGGCUAUGCUGCAAGCUCUGAUGCCACCUGUUCUUUCUCCACCCAAGGACGCCAAACUAGUGCCCAUCUCUGACAUCCUGCGCGACACUCCCGAUCGCUGUGUUGCUGUUUUCCCAGAAUGCACUGCCACCAACGGCCGUGGCAUCCUGCCAUUCUGCCCCAGUCUUCUUACCGUGCCCGUCAAGACCAAGAUCUUCCCCGUCAGUCUACGCUACACUCCCGCAGACAUUACCACUCCUGUCCCUGGCUCUUACCUUUCUUUUCUCUGGAACCUGUGCUCAAAACCUACUCACUGCAUACGUGUCCGUAUUGCCGAGGCCACUUUCAACGAGCCACCUGCCCCUGAGCCACCGCGCAAAAACUCCUACGAAACCAAUCUUCUCGAUGAUUUGCAUUCGCGCACUACUCAGAAUGGGGACAUGAACAAAACGGAGAAGGAAUCGUUGGACAAGAUCGCAGAGUCGCUCGCUCGUCUUGGACGUGUCAAGCGCUUAGGCUUGGGUCCUGCAGACAAGAUUGCCUUCAUCAAGGUUUGGAGCAAGAGAAGAUAA